Molecule: messenger RNA, 1263 nt
Organism: Schizophyllum commune H4-8
Lineage: Eukaryota; Fungi; Basidiomycota; Agaricomycetes; Agaricales; Schizophyllaceae
Product: glycoside hydrolase family 105 protein
Exons: 5
Coding region: 1-1263 (420 amino acids)
Biological process (GO): carbohydrate metabolic process
Source: RefSeq, a predicted model, not a curated record
AUGAGACGGCUCUUUCUCGCCGCGUUCUCUACCCUCGCCCUGGUGGCGCGCGCCCAGGAUCUCUCCGAUGACGAGAUUAGUCUCAUACGAGCUCGCCUGGCCGAGGGCUCGACCAGAAGCUGGGAGAUCGGCACCCGAGCAGAGGUCCUGCUCGAGACCGAUACACCGGACUUUAGUGUCUUCUCGAACAACGCGCUUCCCCCGUCGCAGGACGCACCGGACUCGCUCGAUCGCGUACUCUCUAUCGCGAACGAAACUGUAGCCGACCGCGCUCGCAGUAAUAGCAAUGCGACAGGAGCGCAGCCCCUCAUGCAGGACGGUAGUGCGGGUGAUCCCGCCUCCGUCGGCGUGUCUGUCAUUCUCGCGAAUUGGACGGGCCAGGACGAUCAGGACUACGCAGGCGCCGCGCGCGACCAGCUCGACUUCCUCCUUUACCACGUACCCAGAACCGACGACGGCGCGAUCUCGCACCGUGUCUCUGAGGCCCAGCUAUGGAGCGACUCCGUGUACAUGGUGCCCCCGUUCCUCGCUUACUAUGGCGUCAUAACGGAGAACAAGACGCUUCUCGAGGAGGCGUACAACCAGUGCUCGCUCUACCGCGAUUACCUGCGCGACAAGGAUGCGGGGAAUCUCUGGAAACACAUCGUCGAAGGCUCCUACUCUGAUGAGGGACACUGGUCGACGGGCAAUGGCUGGGCAGCCGCUGGCAUGCUGCGCGUCUUGGCGACAAUACAACACUCUCAAUAUGCAGACGACCUCAAGGACCAGCAGAAGGACCUUGAGGACUGGAUAUUCGAAAUACAAGCAGCAAUGUACGAUAAUCAUCUUUACGACAACGGUCUCUUUGCCAACUACGCCGACGAAAGUGUCGAUGGAUCCGACAACUUUUACGACGCCUCCGGCACUGCAAUCCUCGCCGCCACCGUCUACCGCCUUGCGCUCCUGCGCAACGUUUGGCACUACCUCCCCUCGGCCGAAACUUCGCGCGCGGCACUCUUCGCGACGCAGAGCGGCAACAGCUCCGCGUACGUGCACUUCGACGAUGACGGGUGGCUGACGCCCGUGGUGAACCCACUGUCGUUCGGCGAUGAGGGCAGCAAGAGCCCGGAGGGUCAGGCAUUCGCGCUCAUGCUGCACACGGCGUGGCGGGAAUGGGUCGACAAUGGCAGUGUUGGCGCGAAUGGGUCGGUGCGGAUAGCUUCCGCGCCAGCGCUGCUACUCAUUGGCGCAUGUGUGGUCUCCCUGGCGGCAGCGUUGCUGUAA